GGCAAACGUCAUCGUCAGUUGCCAAAUGUCGCUUUGUUUACAAUGUGAGAUUUGUAAAGUCAAUUUGUGUAAUUAUAUUUUCAUUUAUUUCGUAAAGGUGCGUUUCACCUAAAGGUGUUUUUUUACUUUUAAAUUAUCCGAUAUUUGUAAUACUAGGAUGGUACAUGAAGGAAACCUUGCAUACCAUGGCGAGGACCCAGGAGCUGUACAAUAUGGGAAUUUCAUCAACUAUUACUCCUUUCACAAUUCAAGUCAAAGAAUACAGGGUCUUCAUGCCUCCAUGUUUCCUGAGCUUGCCGCUAACGAAGAUAUUAUAUGUUUGGACAUUGGUUGUAAUACUGGAGAACUAACAAAAGGAGUUUACGAUUAUUUAAAAAAUAACAUUUACCCAAAAUCUUCAAUUCGCAUCUUAGCUGUCGACAUUGACCCAAUUCUGAUACAAAGAGCUAAAGACAAUAUAACCAUUAGUGAUAUUACGUUUAUAAAUUCAAACAUAAUGAAAUAUGAUGAUCUGGACAUUAUUGGUCAAUACUUAAAGUCUUACAAUAGACAAACGUUUGAUAUAGUGUUUUGCUUCUCUGUAACAAUGUGGCUUCAUCUCAACAGUGGUGAUGAAGAUUUUCUCACUUUUUUAAAAUCAAUAAAAGAUUAUACAAACACAUUAAUAAUAGAACCACAACCAUGGAAAUGUUAUCGGAAUGCUCAAAGACGAAUGAAGAAGUCUGGCUGUAAUUUUCCACUUUAUGAGACAUUGAAAAUAAGAAGUAAUGUUGAAUUAGUUAUUGAAGAUACAUUAAUAAAAAAUGGUUUAAUUAAAACAUAUGAGUCUCCCCCGUCUAACUGGAAUCGGAAAAUACAAAGUUUUCAUUCAGUUCUAAAAUAAAAAAAUUAAGACUUGUAA
Papilio polytes (common Mormon) is the source of this 901-nucleotide messenger RNA. RefSeq names its product probable RNA methyltransferase CG11342. The transcript has a single exon. Lineage: Eukaryota; Metazoa; Arthropoda; Insecta; Lepidoptera; Papilionidae. Gene Ontology annotation, cellular component: cytoplasm. The record is from RefSeq and is a predicted model, not a curated record. Gene Ontology annotation, biological process: miRNA metabolic process; negative regulation of pre-miRNA processing. The coding region runs from base 158 to 883 and encodes 241 amino acids. Gene Ontology annotation, molecular function: RNA methyltransferase activity; O-methyltransferase activity.